AUGCCCUCGCUAGCAAACAUCCUGGCCGGUGCCCUGGCCUUGACCGGAGCUGCCAACGCCCGGGUCUUUCAUCAGCAUGGUGCCGUCCUCUACUCGUCUUCGUCGCAGAACUCCAACCCCAUGGACGUUCUGGUCCCCGUGCGUCCGCAGUCGGCCAGCAUCCAGGUGGCCGGGGUGUCGUCGGACGAGACGAGGCUGGGCAUGCACAGCGACCGUCACCUGCGAUGGCAAGGCCAGCACGGCACGGUGGCGGACCUGCACGUCCGCAUGACGGCGGACAAUGAGACGCUGGUGGACCUGGAAGAUAUCGACGACCUGAUCGAGAGCAUCAGCUGCCCGCCGCAGAACUCGACGCGCGUGGGCAACAUCACCAUCAGCUUCAAGGCCAAGGAGGACUUCAACAGCGCGGCCGACGUGUGGGACUGGGUCAACCGGGAGGACGACCACCACUUCGUCCUCCUGGCCGGCAAGGGCGACUGCGGCUGGAACGCGGACCGGGUGCUCUUCGACGUGCAGAGCAUCCGGUACGACAACGAGGCCGAGGAGGCCACGCUGCAGGCGCGCCACGUCACCUGGAAGGAGGCCAUCCACACCUUUGACCUGACCAUCGGGCAGCAGCAGGCCCUGUCCGCGGGCUCCGACCAGGCCAAGGACGCCGCGCUGUCCACGCGCGCCUCGACCGAGUUCUCCAUCCCGCUCGACGCCGACCUCACCGGCAGCGACCUGAGCUUCUCGUACUACGACGACGUCAACGUCAGGGGCGUGUGCGCCAACUGCACGGCCUCGGGGUCGUUCUACAUCCAGGCCUCCUUCAGCAUGUCGUGGUUCUCCCUCGACGAGGCCUGGGUCUCCGUCAGCACCCCGGGCGUCAGCGUCGUCGCCAUCACGAACCUCACCAUCGACGGCUCCCUCACCGAGGCCAUGUCCCAGACCCUGCCGCUCUUCAGCGCCGCCCCCGCGGGUAUCGACAUCCCCGGCCUCGUCACCAUCGGCCCCACCGUCUCCAUCAACCUCAACGCCGACCUCGGCCCCGUCACCGGCACCGUCAGCGUCACCAUGGGCGGCACCGCCAGCAUCCCGGCCUCCCAGGCCACCAUGGACUUCCUCAACCAGGACAACACCGGUUCCAGCGGUUGGACCGUCGACGCGCAGGCUGUGCCGCUCGAGGUCGAGGCUCAGGUCGAGGCUUCCGCCUCCAUCUCCCUCGCCCCGGCUCUAGGCCUCGAGGCCAGUGUUUUCGACUACGGCUUCCUCGGAGAGCUCUCCCUCAACGUCCCCACCCUCAAGGCAGCUAUUGCCGUUCAGGCUUCCUCCACUUGCAGCGUCUGCGACGGCCAGUACAGCAGUGGCAUUGACGGCAAAGUCACCUUGUCCACCAGCGUAGUCCUCGACAUCAAGCAGAAGAAUGGCGACUUCUACGACACACUCUGGACCCGGACCCUCUUUGAAUACAUCUGGCCUGCUCUCGUCGGAUUCUGCGAGCCCCUCGGCCCUCAACUGCUGAGCUGUGGCGCCGGCAGUGCGGCGCCCCCUACGAAUGGAACGUGGGUCGGCAGCGACGGAACUUAUGCUGUCCGUGCCCGUCGGUUCUAA
Messenger RNA from Geosmithia morbida, 1593 nucleotides. RefSeq names its product Lipase (class 3). The record is from RefSeq and is a predicted model, not a curated record. The transcript has 5 exons. NCBI's taxonomy places the organism in Eukaryota, Fungi, Ascomycota, Sordariomycetes, Hypocreales, Bionectriaceae. The coding region runs from base 1 to 1593 and encodes 530 amino acids.